AUGUGUAGACUUGAACUUACGAAAACCCUUUCCAUUAAAGUUCGAUGCAGAAUUAAUUCACCGGCGACUUCUCUCUCCCCCCGCCCCUUCCCGCGCCGCCCGCCUUCCGCCGCCCGACGCAGCCACAACGACCUGGCCUGGAACCUCCGCGUACUCUUGCGCAACAAGCUGCAGGCCUUCAACCUGUCGCGAGACCUUACGCAGGAGAAGCAGUGGGGGAAUUCACCGUACUCGCACACGGACCUGCCGCGCCUGCGGAAGGGCCUCGUGUCGGCGCAGUUCUGGUCCGUGUACGUGCCGUGCGAGGCGCAGUACAUGAACACCGUGCAGCUGUUGCUGGAGCAGAUUGAUGCCAUCAAGAGGCUGCUCACCGCCAGCCCCAAGGAGACGACGCUCGUCACGUCCUCAACAGACAUAAUGAAAGAAUUUGGAUGUGGGCGUGUGUCGAGCCUGCUGGGCGUGGAGGGAGGCCACGGGCUGGGCAACAGCAUGGGCGUGCUGCGGGCGCUUUACGACCUAGGCGUCCGGUACGUCACCCUCACCCACAAGUGCCACACCCCCUGGCGACACGGGCGGUUCGAGGACUUCCGGUGCAGGAGCUCAAGGCACAUCAAAGGAAACGCAUUGUCGACCAUGACACUUUUCAGGCACACGUGCACGGGGAACGGGGAGCUGACCUCCCACCCUCCUCCCCCCGAGCAGAAGAUGGUCGUGGAGAUGAACAGACUGGGCAUGAUGGUGGAUCUCUCGCACUCGUCCGCCAACACCGCCCGCGACGUGUUGGCCACCUCGCUCGCGCCCGUCAUCUUCUCGCACUCCGCCGCCCGCGCCCUCUGCGAUAUCGAGAGGAACGUCCCGGACGACAUUCUCAGCGCCCUGGCGGACAACGGCGGACUGGUGAUGGUGAGCUUCUACAGUGACUUCCUUACGUGCGGAAAGCCAGCAGCCAUCUCUGACGUCAUAGCCCACAUCAACCACGUGAGGACCAUGGCCGGUGUGGACCACGUGGGCCUCGGCGCGGGAUACGAUGGCGUCAAUAAGACGCCCCAGGGACUGGAUGACGCCUCGCACUACCCGGAGCUCUUCGCUGAGCUGCUCCAGGAUCCUUCGUGGUCCUUAAAGGAUCUCAAGAAACUAGCGGGACUGAACCUGCUGAGGGUGUUCGGGGAGGUCGAGAAGGUGCGGGACCGGAUGUCGGCCGACGCGCCCUCCGAGGACAUCAUCCCCAUCCACGACAUCGACUCCCGCUGGCCCUGCAGGUACAAGUUCGCCAGCCUGGAGGACGCUGCCCGGACGUGACCCUGCCUGCCCUGAGGGGUUGGUGACCUCCUUCCUCUCGGUCCUCCUCAGGUCCCGCUCAGCCUGGCCCUCACCCGGAGGACUCCGCGUCGAGCUUUUUGGACGGUCAGCGGGCAGGAUCGACCCGCCAGGCCGUCGUCUGCCCCGAACUAACACAGCAAUAAUGCGCUGCCAUUCAAGGGUUUUCUCUCUGACCCUUUUGGCCAUCUGCUGUUGUCUCAUUCCUGGCCGGCUGGUGUUUCCUAUGCAUUUC
Molecule: messenger RNA, 1552 nt
Organism: Penaeus indicus
Lineage: Eukaryota; Metazoa; Arthropoda; Malacostraca; Decapoda; Penaeidae
Product: dipeptidase 1-like
Exons: 10
Coding region: 1-1299 (432 amino acids)
Biological process (GO): proteolysis
Molecular function (GO): metallodipeptidase activity
Source: RefSeq, a predicted model, not a curated record